AUGCCGCCGAGACGAAAUGCGCCUGCGGGUAACAACGAUAAUAUCUCUGCAAUAGAUCGUAUGGCUCAAGCAAUGAACGAUAAUAUCUCUGCAAUAGAUCGUAUGGCUCAAGCAAUGGAGAGAAUGGCUGAGUUUAUGCUAGCUAUGGCUCAAGCAAUGGAGAGAAUGGCUGAGUUUAUGCUAGCCCAGCAAGGUCAGAACCAAAACCAGGGGCAGCCACGGGUGGAUUUUGCUAAGGCCAUAGCAAGCCAACAACCACCGUACUACGCAGGAGAAAAGGACCUGGUGAUUUUGGAGGAGUGGAUCCGAACGUUCGACAAGUUGCUUAACGAAGUGAAUUGUCUUGCGAAUCAGCGAGUACCUUCUGCAGUCUAUUACUUGACGAAAGCCGCGGACAAUUGGUGGGCGACAGUCGGACCUGAUCUUCUGCAAGACCCAGCGUUUGGUUGGGAAGAAUUCAAGGUGGAAUUAAGGGAACAAUUCUACACUGAGCGUAUUAAAGGGAUUAAAUGCGAGGAGUUCCUCCGACUAAAGCAGAAGGGAGCAACUAUCCAGGAAUAUUAUGACCAAUACGUAGAGCUGAUGCGUUUUACACAAGAGAUUGUACCUGACGAGGCAAGUAAGGCAAGAAGAUUCGUUCGGGGAUUGGACUGGAGCAUAAGGGGAAUGAUCGCACCAUUCAUGUGCUCUACCUUGAAAGAGGCGUAUGAUAGAGCCUCGGAUCAUUAUCAAGUGUACCUGGACCAACAGGAAGUCUACGGCCGAAGAAAGAGGAAAGCUGAUGACAAGUCUCGGAAGUUUCCGUCAGGAAACAAGAAGGCAACCAAGGCAGCUUCAAUCCAGUACGAGGAAGAGUAG
Messenger RNA from Ipomoea triloba (trilobed morning glory), 858 nucleotides. RefSeq lists its product as uncharacterized. The coding region runs from base 1 to 858 and encodes 285 amino acids. Lineage: Eukaryota; Viridiplantae; Streptophyta; Magnoliopsida; Solanales; Convolvulaceae. The transcript has a single exon. The record is from RefSeq and is a predicted model, not a curated record.